UGCUUGGGUAGUUAGCCCGGGGGGAUGGGCACUGCUGGAAUUGACUGACGCAUAAUUGACUGUUAGAUUGUCAGAGAGACCAGGCGAUGCGGAUUUUCUUUACUCCUGACACCAUAUAGUUUUCAAGAGACGACUUUUACUCGACGAGUCCAUUUAUUCGACUAACCGAUACUGAAAAUGUUACACACCCAAGUUAUGAAACUGAUUUGCAUUACUCACACAUUCCACACGCAUACAUUCACGCGCUCGUUCCACAGUUGCCACGGAAGACCACUGACCGGAAAUGCGUGGCUUUGCCGAAACGUGCUUUGCACAGAAACGCGGAAACUUCAGCAAUGGCGGUAUGGUCGGUUAAUUUUCGCUUGCGAAGAUUAUUCCUUAAGCGACGUCUUCUCUUUUUAGUUUUGGUGGUACUACCUUUCAUAGGAUGUUUCAUAUUUUUCGUCGCUCCUGAUGUAAGAUUUUCUAUACCAGUGGUCGAGAAACCAAGCUCUGCAAAUGUUUCACACGACUGUAUUUGUGCAUCAACACGAACCACUGAGGAUAAUAUCGCCAAAGAAACAGAAGCGUCAACGCCCGAGCGAAAACUUGAGCGCGAUAUUUCGACGUCUUUCGGAAGUUUGAACGUUCACAUGUGGUCUGAAAUAUGCGGAAUGAGCGUCGAUACUUUAAGAAACUGGCCUCAUUUCCCUUACUUUCCAAGCCAACGUUCUUUUGUUUCGAAAUUUCGAAGAACUCAGCUUCCCAGUGUAGAUAGUGGAGAAAGGAUUUUUGGAUUUGUUCAUCCGCAGGUAAGCGGCAUGUACAAGUUUGCCAUCACAUCAGAUGAUACAUCAGAGUUGUGGCUGAGUAGAAAUGAAGAUCCCGCUUCAAGCGAGAUGAUCGCGCGGGUUUAUUCGCCUGAUGGAUCGGCUUGGACUGCAGAAGGAGACUACAAGAAAUAUCCUGAGCAAAUUUCUAAAGAAAUCCUUCUUCACGCCGGCAAGAAAUAUUACAUCGAGUCAUUGAGUAAGCAAGGUGCUGGCGCCGCUCAUGUUGCUGUAUAUUGGUCUUACAGAAAUACAUCGUUUGAAAUUAUUUCUUCGAGGUACUUGUCAAAUUUUUCUGCCAAUAGCAAUCACGAAACAAUUCCCCCACACGCAGGCAGACAAAACAUUACUUCAUUUCAGAGCAAGAGCACUUUAUACUAUUUUUAUCGGCUUCCACUCUUUAACAAGAAAGACUACAUUAACUCUAUUCCGAGUUGUACGUACAGCCCUAGCUUUCUGGUGCGAAGGAAACUCAGUAAGUAUGAAGCUGCCUGGAACUGGAUGGCAAACGAGUCGCAUGUAUUUCCACAAGACGACACGGACAUGAUGAAAAGCGACUUUAGACCGUACUGGACGAAACCAAAUGCACUUGCUGAUAACAACAGAAUUAAGUCCGUUGUAGACAAAUUUGUUAUCUCCCUGCGGUCUAGGAAAUAUUCUUUGAAAAAAAUUCACAAAGUGAUUCACAAGCCAGACCCCAAGAAUGGCGACCGUUUCUUGUUGAACCUCGAACUUGGCUUAGACAACACCGAUCAAUCAUUUCGACUGUCAGAGCAUGUGUAUCAGAAGAAAGGAAAUGACACCUUGUGCCUUCCUGAAGGAAUCAACUGGAAUAACAACGCUACAGUGUACUUCAUUCUCCCUGUUAAGGAACAAGGAAACUGGGUGCAUCAUUUUAUUAAUCAGCUGACUGAUGCCAGCUUAUUAACCGGUGAUACGAACUUUCACGUCAUAGUUGUUGAUUUUGAAAGUAAAGAUAUUGAUAUGGGCAAGGCGUUUAACACAUCUCUUCUCAGCAGUAGACAUACUAUUGUUUCAUUAACGGGUAGAUUCUUCAAGACUCUCGCUCUAAACAAGGCCGUUGAACAAGUUCCCAAUGCGCAUGACAUAGUUUUCCUGUUUGAUCUGCAUAUUGAUGUACCCCCGGAGAUAAUGGACAGUGUGCGAAUGAACACCAUUGUAGGUCGAAUGGCGUAUUUUCCUGUAGUUGGUCGUCUGGACUGUGAAAGUUCUUCCACCCUGCAUCGGGGUUUUUGGCAAGUGAAUGGCUAUGGAAUUAUGGCUGUUUAUAAAUCAGACUGGGACAGAUUUGGUGGAAUGAAUACGAAGGACUUCCAAUACAAUUGGGGCGGGGAGGACUGGGAUCUACUAGACCGUGUGAUGAUGUUACCGAUGGAAGUGGAACGAAUCAAACAUCCGGGUCUUUAUCAUCAUUAUCAUGCCAAACAAAGAAAGUGGAAUUAGAGUGUGAUAAUCCUGGAUUCUGUAGUAAAGUUGACAGCGUUUCUGUAAGUUCGAUUUUACUGCGCGGAUUUGGAGCCACACACCCUAGAUUGCAGAGUCUUUGCAGAUUCUAAUUUUGGCCCAGUUUGGCAUGUAACGUGCACUCAAUAACACGAGAACUUUACAGUUCAAAAGCCAAGGAAACUAUAGCUAGCCACUGUGUGUCACACUGCCUUCAAUCGUGAUUACUACUACAUUCAGCCAACGAACAUUGAAAAACGGGAAACAGGCAUGGUCCAACGGAGCAUUGGGGAAUGGAAUUGGGUCGAGAAUGCCUUCUAGUCGAAAUGCCUUUAAAAUUUCGAUUCUAAAUGACACAUUUAGAUACUAAACUAAUUCAACGUUUGUUUAAGUAUUUUGUCUUGAAGUUUUUAUAUGUAACUGUUUUUACAUCUAAUUAAAAACCCUUAUCUAAUCAUAAUGCUUUGCUUUCACAGAAAGCGGUAAAACAAUUUUAAUCACAUAGAACAAUGGCAACAUGAGCAGCACAAAGACACUGGGGAUAGUAAACUUGCAUGUUUUAAAUAGUUUAUCCGCAAAAACAUUAUUCUAAUCAGUCAAAAGGUUUAUCAAAGAACUAUUUGAAUUUACUGAAUGUUAAAAGAGGGAAGAUAAUGUUAGAAAUGUAAGAAAAACUGGGAUGUUUUCGUAACACUUUCUUUGCAGUAAGUUUGGCUGGGAGCAUAAAUUGUGAAUUAUCAAAAGCCAGCGGCAAAAAAGUUCUAAGAUACGUUUUAACGACUUAUCUGAAGUGCACGUCUGCUGUUUGUCUGAAAAUUCCUACCACAGAUUAACGAACACUCGACUCAGAUGUUUGUUCUUUCAGUACAACAAACUUUUCAGAAUCAAUAGUUUUUUUGUGUGUUUAAUUAAUUACUUAUUUAAUUAAUUACUUAUCCUGCCCGUUCGGGACUACCCGACGUGUCCCGCAAGAAAGAUCUCCCCGAAAGCCAUUUAAUAAAUCCGUUAUUGAUCAAGCU
Molecule: messenger RNA, 3292 nt
Organism: Orbicella faveolata
Lineage: Eukaryota; Metazoa; Cnidaria; Anthozoa; Scleractinia; Merulinidae
Product: beta-1,4-N-acetylgalactosaminyltransferase 3-like
Cellular component (GO): Golgi cisterna membrane
Molecular function (GO): acetylgalactosaminyltransferase activity
Source: RefSeq, a predicted model, not a curated record